AGGCCUACCACUACUUUCAACGGGUCUAACUUUUAAAGUCCCUUCACUUUCUUUCUUUCUUUCUUUCUCCCCAAAUCCGUCUAUACACAAAAUGACAAUCAUGGUUCGCUAGUCAAAUGAAUCUCUGUAGCCUUUUCUCCCUCAAUAUCUUCUUGAUGGGUACUUAAAUCCUUAAACAUCUUAUCAAGAACCGUAAAACAAAGGACUGGCUGCACGUUAAUCUCAAUAUAAGCCAAAGAAAACAGAAUUGUCACCAGCUCAUCUUAUCUCCAAGACACCAUUCAAAAAACGUGGGUAGUACUGACAUGACCAGCCUCUGAGAAACAUUCAAAUUGUUUCAAGAAGCGCUUUCCUAACCAGACGAGAACUGGUUAUCCGUGGUUGGUGAACGCGGAAUUUUUGGGUACACAGUACAUCUUUGGAUGCAACACACAGAAAAAUCUAAGUUGUCCCCUUAUGGAUGCAUCUAUGAACGUGGUGUAUAAGGCCUACAUUUGGCUUGAUCUCCUUAACGAAUCAUAUUGCCCCAAAAACCACAUAAACUUCAUGUAAUUUUCCCUUCUUGUAAAGUCAUCAAUCACAAACCCAUAUGCAUGAGGCAGUAGUACCUGAAAGCCACUUCUCUCAUUCAUUUCUUGAUACAAAGCUACUACACAAGAUUCAAACCUGAAUCAUAUAAGCAAAUGAUACCUAUCUCCAAACCUCCAGUUUCCAUAGCUCUAAGUUUCUCCACAGGUGAGGCCUACCCUACCUUACAGUUCCCCUUGACCAUGCUGAUAAGAUCUUCAGGUUGUAAGGCUGCAACUGUCCAUAAUCUCAGUUACAUGCGUUGUCGAAUCAAUGAGAAAUCAAAGCUAACCUGGGAAUUGGGUUGGAUCCCAUUUUCUCUCAUCAUACACCUAAACUCUCAUCCUCUACGAUCCCAAGCUUUCCAAAACUCUAAAAUCAACGGAAUUGGCCAAAAGAACCAGGAAAGCCCCAAUCUUUUCUAAUUUCACGAAAACCUAAUCCUAUCAACAUCGUUAACCAAAAGCCAGUACACAAUCAUCAAGGAGAUGUAGUAGCACUCAAGCUCGUAUACAUAUAUUCUUUUGAUCGGAAUCUUUCAACAGAGACUGCCGCAGCGGUGGAGACAACGAUGGUAUAGUCCUUGAACAAGCCCUGGUCUUAACCGGAAAUGGUAGGGCUCAUAGCAACUGGUCCUAUGGGCUAGUGGUCAGGACAUUGGACUCUGAAUCCAGUAACCCGAGUUCAAAUCUCGUCUAAAGACUUAACCUUUGGCGGUGGAGAGAACCAACGAGAAGAGAAAGGAAAAAAGGAUCUUCCUUUGAGAUUUGAGAAGAAGUACACAAGCUCCAUGGCAGCUCUCUGUUGUUGUCCUACCACCAUCAUCGUUGUCUCCGGUAAGCUUCCUUCACGGAUUAGAAUCGCCGAUCAGUUGCCUAGACUCAACCCUUUUAAGAAUCAGAGACGAUUGAUUGCAUCAAAGAAGAGGAGUUUGAUCGUUGUUGGCUCCAUCAUUGAAGACAGAGAAGCAAUCGAUGUGAAAAGUGUUAAUUUCGAGCCAGAAGAAGAAAGAAAAGAAGAUGAAGGAGAUGGAGAAGAUAGAGAUAACGAUCGGUUGAUGAGUCGAGGAAUCAACGCAACCAUAGUUCUCGCCGCCGGUACUGUUGCGGUUACGAAGCUUUUAUCCAUCGAUCAUGACUAUUGGCAAGGUUGGACUCUCUACGAGAUACUCAGGUAUGCGCCUGAACACAAUUGGGUUGCAUAUGAACAAAUUCUCAAAACAAACCCGGUUUUGGCGAAAAUGGCCAUCAGUGGAAUUGUGUAUUCUCUUGGAGAUUGGAUUGCACAAUGCUAUGAAGGAAAACCACUAUUUGAGUUUGAUCGAUCUCGUGUAGUUAGAUCAGGUCUUGUUGGAUUCACUCUCCAUGGUUCACUCUCUCAUUAUUACUACCAAUUCUGUGAGGCUCUCUUUCCUUUUCAAGAAUGGUGGGUAGUCCCUGCAAAAAUCGCCUUUGAUCAAACCGUGUGGUCUGCAAUUUGGAAUAGUAUAUACUUUACAGUUUUAGGGCUCUUGCGUUUUCAAUCUCCAGCUGACAUUUUCAGCGAAAUCAAGACCACAUUUUGGCCAAUGAUCACUGCAGGCUGGAAACUCUGGCCAUUGGCUCACUUGGUUACAUACGGUGUAAUUCCUGUAGACCAAAGGCUUCUUUGGGUGGAUUGUAUUGAACUCAUAUGGGUCACUAUAUUGUCGACUUACUCAAAUGAGAAGGCAGAGGCGCCAGCAUUAGAGAAAACAAACUCUAACUCGAGUGAGGUUUGUCAACUGUUGAGACCCCCCUCUUCAAAAAUAGACUUGAGCGUUUAAAUGUUUUGGUCAGAG
Messenger RNA from Camelina sativa (false flax), 2386 nucleotides. The record is from RefSeq and is a predicted model, not a curated record. Lineage: Eukaryota; Viridiplantae; Streptophyta; Magnoliopsida; Brassicales; Brassicaceae.